This is a messenger RNA of Mya arenaria, 1750 nucleotides long. RefSeq names its product ketohexokinase-like. The record is from RefSeq and is a predicted model, not a curated record. Gene Ontology annotation, molecular function: ketohexokinase activity. Bases 338 to 1300 code for a protein of 320 amino acids. Gene Ontology annotation, biological process: fructose metabolic process. Lineage: Eukaryota; Metazoa; Mollusca; Bivalvia; Myida; Myidae. The transcript has 8 exons.
UGAUAAUAUUGUAAACAAAUAUCUGUCAAAAACCUGGCAAAGAAAUUGUUGUUAAAAUUGACUUACAUGUUAGCAAUCUCAUAACGUUGUACAUCAGAUUAACUAUUAAAACACUUGUUCAUCAGUAUAACUGUUCAAACACUUUUGAUCGAUCUGAACUUGGACUGCAACGUGGUUAUCAUCUUAUCAUCGCAACUGACAUUGUCAACAUGGAAUAGCAUAUCAUGACCUGGUUUUUGGAACAUUUCAUGUGUACAUGUACAUCUAUGUUUGAUAUUGAUAAGGAAAUGAAAUGCCGAGGAUCGAAGAGUAUACCCUAACGUGAACUAAUUUGAAUAUGGAGCAGCAAACGUCUCGUCGGGUGUUAUGUGUUGGUCUGUGUUGUGCGGAUAUCAUCAACGUUUGUGAUCACUACCCAAAGGAGGACACCGACCAAAGGUCUGCCGACUACUACUGGCAGCGAGGUGGUAAUGCCUCCAACAGCUCCUCUGCACUGGCGUUGCUGGGAGCCAAUGUGGAGUUCCUCGGUACACUCGUCCGCGGUAGAGAGUACAAGUUUCUGACGGACGAUUUCGCGGCAUAUGGAAUCCAUGCGGACCAGUGCCCAGUGUACGAGGAGAGCCCGGGUGUAAAGGGUGCUGUAGCCGUCAUCGUAAUCAAUCGACAGAACGGCUCUAGAACUAUCAUGGCCGCCAUCAACCAUGUUCCUGAGUUGAAGAUGGAACAUUUCCAAAAUAUUCAGCUACACAAUUACAGAUGGAUUCACUUCGAGGGAAGGCAAAACAUUGACGAAAUAGAGAAAAUGAUACAGCGUGUACAGGAAUAUAACACAAGCUGUAACACUGACCAGAGAGUAUCCACGUCGCUUGAAUUCGAAAAGCCCAGGUUACCUGGCCUUGGUCGUCUAUUGGACCAGGUUGACUAUGUGUUUGUUAGUAAGGACCUGGCGGUGUCCCGGGGGUACCAGAACAAGGAGGAGGCCGCCCGGGGCUUCAUGCACAGCUGCAGACCAGGAGGGACUGUAAUUUGCGCGUGGGGUGAUGACGGCGCCGCGGCAAAGACCGGCUCAGAUGACGUCAUAACGUCACCAGUGUAUUCUCCAAAAACUGUGGUGGAUACGCUAGCGGCUGGUGAUACGUUUAACGGAGCGACGAUAUUUGCGCUCAGUAGCGGUUUAGACGUAGGUGGGGCAAUUCGGUUCGGCUGCAUGGUGGCUGGAACGAAGUGCGGCAUGGUCGGUAACAAGGGCAUUAAAGGUCUACAGAAUCAACUAGACAGUUUUAGAACUCAUCAGAAAUGAAUAAAGAGUUCCAUACUGUUUCAUUUACUUUACAGCAACUUACUCUUGACCACAUCCAUUCAAUCAUUCCCACACCCUAUACAAAUAAUAAUUUGUCAAUCGGAGGAAAAAGCCGAUUCAGUUUGUGCUUUUGAGAACAUACGUUUGUCUGCUGUGUUUCUCUCUCCCAGUACAUAAUGAAAACUUUCAGCCUCUCACCUUCAGGGCUAGCCAAACUUUAUCGUUUUAUGCAAUGUGCGAGUGAAUAAUUGGAACUGAACUACAAGUGAUCCACAUCUUUUGAGACGAUCAAAAUGUUUAUUAUUCAAUUUUAAAAACCUGUUUUUCAAAUGUAUCUUCAAGUCACGAAGUUAUAAUAAUGAAUCAGAAAUAUAUGUAUACAUAUAUUGUAUAGACAGGUGUUAGCACGGCUAUAUCAUCGGUGUUAAAUAAAGACAUUACUUGUCUUGA